AUGAUUUUGGGGGAUUUGUUUGGAAUUCAGCGUAAAUCAGAACCCAAAGUUGUUCUUAUGAUGCGUUUAUUAACGUUACUUUUAAUUUCAUUAUGGAUGUUGAUAAUUGAUGCGAAAAAUGAACUUCCUACGAUUAAAACUUCGGACGUUCAAUUUGAUCGCAGGACCGAAAAAGAAACUUGUAUGAGAUAUGUGAUUUCUCCACAAUAUAAUAAAGGGGCAUACCGAGGAUAUUUUUCUUUAAAUGAUAAUUCAACUUUAUUUACUUUUCCUAAACUUAAUGAAGAACGGUUACAUAGUUUAACAUUACAAAUGGUGGCCGAUUUUAAUACUUCCUAA
This is a messenger RNA of Funneliformis caledonium, 339 nucleotides long. NCBI's taxonomy places the organism in Eukaryota, Fungi, Glomeromycota, Glomeromycetes, Glomerales, Glomeraceae. The record is from the annotation of a GenBank genome assembly.